CCCAGGCUGCCAACAGCGUCUGGGCCCGCGGCCUGCGCACCGCGCCCGCCCACACAAAGGUGACGGCCCUGCUGCGAGCUCACCCUUCUCCAGACUCUGCAACAGGGGUGUCAAACGAUCCGAACACGCUGCACCGCCUCAACCGAGCGGGGAAGGCAAUCCUCCACAAACACCCCGAUCCCUUCACGAGCAUCCCCAAACCCUCCUGGGUCACCAACCGCUGGGCGCCCGGCUCGAUGUACCUGGGCGUGCUGAGGAAAGAUGGUGACAAGGAGAAGAUGUGUCUGACAGAGUGCAGGAAGGAGCAGGAUGAAGUGGAGGCUUUCUGCGCCAGCGAGUUUGCAGUGAAUGGAAUUGUUUAUAACCUGGAAAGCCUGGGGAAUGGAGUCCAGUGGAUUACCCUCUUGGUAGACAGUGAUGGAUUGUACAAGAUGAGUCGCCUCUAUGUCACUCCGGACGCCGCCUUCUUCCGAGUUCACAUCCUGGUUGUGGAUACUUUAAACUGCAGUAAACCAUGCCCAGACUUUAAACUUGGCAGCAGGUACAUCGUGAUGGGGCACAUCUACCACAAGCGCCGGCAGGUGCCCGCCGAGCUGCUGCCGGCCCUGGGCGGGCGGCUGCGGCCAGGGGACGGCUGGGUCGGGAGCAGCAGCAGCUAUGUGAGGAGAUUCAACAGGAAAAGGGAUCUCAGGGUGAGGGCAGCACGCUCCAAGUGUCCAUAAGGCUCUGAGGGCUCCGUCCAGGAUGUGGGAGCAGCAGGAUCCACCCCCAGAACACACCUGGCUGUGGGCAGUGCUCUCGUCUGGAACUGCAAUCCAACACCUGCUUUUGUGCUUUAGCGAACACUGGGUGCCUCGAGCAGGCACCCUUGGUGAGGUUCAGCACUGAAGUCAGUCUAGGGAAUGUUAACUGGCCCUGAAUUUGCUCCAGCUGCUUUCAGAGCCACAGGUUAGUGUUGCUUCCCCUGCUGCAGUGUGCCCCAAAUAAUCUGUAGUAAGUGUAAUGCAAAAUUCUGGCAGCUUCAUCCUCAGUAGACAAAAACUGCACUUUGAACCCUUUACCUUGAACAGUUUAUAUGAUGCCACAACUUUAUCUACACAGGAUGUUCACUGUGCUUUCACAGUUCUGCCUAAAGUAUCACAUGCAUUUGAUUUCAGAGAAACCAACACCACUGAGUACCAUUUGUAUUAUUUUUGUCUCCUCAACCAUGUCCAUGGUAUUUUUGAAAAUUACACCAUUAUUCCAGCAGAGCUGGAUGUUCACACAAAGCAUACAGAAUAGAGUGUAAUAAUUUGAGUAUAUGAACACACUGACUGAAAGCAAAUCAAGAACUGCAAAACAUAAAUGGCCAGUUGCAUUUACAAGUGACAGCGCAGGGAAUGCAAAAUGAGCAUGGACUGCACACACUGGGUGUGCCUGGGCACUUCAUCCGAGAGCUGUGCUGAAUGCCAUUCCCCAGGAGAAAUAUUGCCAAGCUUGUACUUGCACAAGAGUAAAGUUACUUUUUAAAUCAAAAAGACAGUAUUUUAAUACCUUUAAUGUGGUGAAAUUGAGAUGUUUGUUGUUCCUGGUCAGUAUUCGCAGAUAAUAAAUCUGUAAAAGAAACUAAUAAAAUGCUCAUGAGGUUCUG
Cyanistes caeruleus (blue tit) is the source of this 1630-nucleotide messenger RNA. It is a transcript of the gene C19H17orf58, whose product is annotated as chromosome 19 C17orf58 homolog. Lineage: Eukaryota; Metazoa; Chordata; Aves; Passeriformes; Paridae. Gene Ontology annotation, molecular function: protein binding. The record is from RefSeq and is a predicted model, not a curated record.